AUGGACUGCGGGAAGAUGGCGCACUUCUCUUCCAGUGUGAUUUUGCUCAUGGCCAUUUCCAACGCAUUUGAACUGGGAUUAGUUGCUGGAUUGGGCCAACAUGAACUUGCACGUCCAUCUUUGGGAGACCUCACCUUCAGAGAUGACAGCAUUCAGUCCCAGGAGCCUGCAAUUCAUUCUCGGUCUUUCCAGUUUGUGCCGUUCACGGGGAUACAGGACAGUAAGAAGCUAAACAAGACCUGCUGUCUGAAUGGGGGGACCUGCGUCCUGGGUUCCUUCUGUGCCUGCCCCCCCUCCUUCUAUGGACGGAACUGUGAGCAUGAUGUGCGCCACCGAGAGCACUGUGGGUCUGUGCCACACGGAGCCUGGCUGCCCAAGAAGUGUUCCCUGUGUCGGUGCUGGCAUGGCCAGCUCCACUGCUUUCCCCAGACGUUUCUACAUGGCUGUGGGGGUGGUGUGAUGGAUGGGUCCCUCGAGGCUUCCAGGACACCAGACUUAGCGCCGUCAGCAUGGACCACUCUCAUGCUAGCUGCCAUCUGUCUUUCCAUACAAAGUUGCUAUUAA
Molecule: messenger RNA, 564 nt
Organism: Castor canadensis (American beaver)
Lineage: Eukaryota; Metazoa; Chordata; Mammalia; Rodentia; Castoridae
Gene: Cripto
Product: cripto, EGF-CFC family member
Source: RefSeq, a predicted model, not a curated record